AUGACGCUGAUGGGGACGACGACGUCCACGAUAACUGCGAGGCGCUUACGAGUACGACAGCCACAUGACGCUGAUGGGGACGACGACGUCCACGACAACUGCGAGGCACUUAUAGAGCUGAAGGAGGGAGAGAACGCUUGCAUAGAAUAUAUCAACAUGUCGACGUUCCGGCUUUUCGGUCUGGUUUUCUUUUCUCUCGCGACAUAUGCUUUUGUCGGUGAUGACUUUUACAACAUCGUCAACUCCAACAGUAUCGUAUCGUCCGAGAACGCAGAGGUACAGACCUUCUCAGGAAAUAAUAGCAUCGCCACAGACUACUUUAGAGCGCUGGAGAGAGAUGAUAAUUCUAUACUCGUCGGAGGAAGAAAUGCGAUAUAUAACCUUUCGAUUAGGGACAUGCAAGAAAACAUAGACCAAAGAAUAAUAUGGCCUCCGACCGAGAGAGGCGUUCGCGAUUGUUUAAUGAAGGGAAAAUACGAGGAGGAUUGUCAGAAUUAUAUUCGGGUCAUAAAGAGAGUAGACGGAGAACAGUUUCUAGUCUGUGGCACAAACGCUUAUAGUCCUCUAUGUCGUCGAUACGUUCGACUGGCCGACGGCGCUAGUUUUAAUUAUACCGAAACGAAGAGCGGCGUUGGCCAAUGUCCUUUCGGUCCUAGACAGAACUCUACACACGUGUAUGUCGGUGGCGAGUUGUAUUCCGGGACGGUGGCAGAUUUUCAGGGUAUAACUCACGUCAUUUCCAAGAAUCAACUUACGACAAGAGCGGCCGUGUACGAACAGCUUAACGAUCCCAGCUUUGUGCACUCUUUCGAUUAUGGCGACUUUAUCUAUUUCGUCUUUCGUGAAACUGCCCUAGAAUCCUUAAACUGCGGCAAACGGGUCUAUUCGAGAAUUGCUCGCGUGUGCAAGAACGACCGAGGCGAUAAGAAGACCCAGACCAAAUGGACGUCUUUCCUGAAAAGCAGACUCAACUGUUCUGUUCCCGGAGAAUACCCUUUCUAUUUCGACGAAGUUCAGUCGGUCACGAAUGCCAUCACCGGCACCUACGGGGGACAGAUUCGCGAUAUCAUCUAUGCCGUGUUCACAACGCCGCCCAACUCCGUCUCGGGGUCUGCCGUGUGCGCUUUCUCUAUCCGCUCCAUUCAGGAUACUUUCGAUGGGGAUUUUAAGGGACAGGAAACACAACAAUCGAACUGGCUUCCCGUACCUCGGAGUAAGAUACCCAAAAGUCGACGACCAGGUUCUUGUAUUCCUACGGAUGAGGCUCUUCCCGACGAUGAAUUUGUCGGCUUCAUACAGUCACACGCUCUCAUGGAUGCAGCUGUUCCCGGAUUUUUUAACCGCCCAUUCGUCAGUGCAUUCGGAUACCGCUUUACUACGAUCGCCGUUGACCCUCAAGUCCGGCUUCAAGAUGGACGGACUAUCGAUGUUCUUUUUUUAGGAGCAGGAGCAGCUCUGUCCAUAGUUAAACUCAUCAACGUUAUAUCGUACGAAAAUAUAGAUUCUGCAGAGCCGAUUAUUAUCGAAGAGAUUCGAAUUUUCUCGCGACCAGCGACUAUAACUAACAUGUACCUCGUGAAAGAAACAAAUGUAGGAGAAGAGCAAAGUAAAGGAGGGAGGCUGGUGAUAUUAACGCAUGACGAGGCAAAAUCUAUUGACACUCAACGCUGUCACAGAGCCAUGACAUGCAAAUCCUGCGUCAGUUUAAGAGAUCCGUAUUGCGGUUGGGACGUUCAUGAGAGAAAGUGUGUCAAAAUUUCGUUGGGUUCUAAUACUGGAGAAUCUAUGGUCCUUCAAAACAUAACCGGGUAUCACUACCAGUGUUCUGUUGUUGAUGAGGACGAUCAUGAUAACGAUGACGAUGAUCAGGGUGACGAUAACAACGACGAUGAAUUUUGUGAUAACGAUAAACACUCAAUCGACCAUGAGAGUUCUUUGAUACUCUACAAUGAUAACACAUCGACAGAGUAUCCGUAUGAUGAUACAACGGAUGAUAGUAUUUCGACAGAGUAUAUAACGGAGGUUGAUAUUUCGACAGAGUUAUAUGCACCCACGCACGGAGCCCGUAUAUCCUAA
Penaeus indicus is the source of this 2076-nucleotide messenger RNA. Its product is annotated as semaphorin-1A-like. The transcript is spliced from 4 exons. The record is from RefSeq and is a predicted model, not a curated record. Lineage: Eukaryota; Metazoa; Arthropoda; Malacostraca; Decapoda; Penaeidae. Gene Ontology annotation, biological process: negative regulation of axon extension involved in axon guidance; positive regulation of cell migration; negative chemotaxis. The coding region runs from base 1 to 2076 and encodes 691 amino acids. Gene Ontology annotation, molecular function: semaphorin receptor binding; chemorepellent activity.